AUGUCUAGUAGCAAACCUGUGCUGACGUUCGUGACUGGUAACGCCAAUAAGCUCAAGGAAGUGAUAGCCAUCUUAGGUACCGACUUUCCUUUUGAGCUACGCAAUCAAGCUGUAGAUCUUCCAGAACUCCAGGGCGAGCCGGCCGAUAUCGCAAAGGAGAAGUGCCGCCUUGCGGCCAAGCAAGUACAGGGCGCCGUGCUGGUGGAGGACACGUCGUUGUGCUUUAAUGCACUCAAGGGACUACCUGGUCCAUACAUUAAGUGGUUCUUGGAGAAGACGGGUCAUGAUGGGCUUAACAACAUGUUGGCUGCCUAUGAGGACAAGUCCGCCUACGCCCAAUGCAUCUUUGCUUAUGCAUCAGCAGGUGUCGAGCCGCAGGUAUUUUCUGGUCAGACACACGGAAAGAUCGUACCUGCUCGUGGCCCGACCACAUUCGGAUGGGAUCCAGUCUUCGAACCUGAUGGAUUCGAGCAGACGUACGCCGAGAUGGACAAGGUCACGAAAAACCAGAUCUCGCAUCGUUACAAGGCACUUGAAGCCCUAAAAGCCCACCUCAUGAAAGACCAGUAA
Molecule: messenger RNA, 570 nt
Organism: Peronospora farinosa
Lineage: Eukaryota; Oomycota; Peronosporomycetes; Peronosporales; Peronosporaceae
Source: the annotation of a GenBank genome assembly